This is a messenger RNA of Synchytrium microbalum, 2088 nucleotides long. RefSeq lists its product as uncharacterized. The transcript is spliced from 5 exons. Bases 1 to 2088 code for a protein of 695 amino acids. The record is from RefSeq and is a predicted model, not a curated record. NCBI's taxonomy places the organism in Eukaryota, Fungi, Chytridiomycota, Chytridiomycetes, Synchytriales, Synchytriaceae.
AUGCCAAGCUAUACAAGGAUUCCAAACAAUGACACUGCCUACCAUAAUGUGAACUCAUCUCCAUCGCCAACAACGACAACAUUUCCGUUAAACGUCAUUCCCUCGCUAAAACGAGCACCAUCACCAAUCCGUCCUCAUAAUGCCAUGGAUGAUAUAGAACUAGACUCGGCUGAAGAGGGCCCGAAACGGUUCAUUCGAUUGUUGGGCCUGCCAAAACCAUCUGCAGACCAAAUCAUAGCAACCAGUGGUGAUGGUUCAAAGGACGUUAUUGCUCCAGAGAUCGUCGCUACCGCAAUUACGUUUGGUGGCUUACCUACGACGUUAUUGAAUGGAGAGCCGCUAGUUGAUGUAUUGGAUGCCAAUAAUGAGGAUCCGUUCACGUUAGAGAGCUUUGAAUCCUUGAUCAAGAUGCAUGCAGCUAGUGGAAAGGACUUUGUUCUCGCACGAGUAACGACUGCAGAUCCAUACGACCUCACGAAAUUCUACUAUUCCUACUAUGCUGCUCAUCACAUCAACAAGGUUCUCUUCAGGACGCAACCUGAAGAAGGCCUCCUACACCGCAUGAAGGCCAAAAAUCCUUUGAACAAUAUGACGAUUGUGGGAGACGUACUGUAUUACUCAGUUAAAACAUCUGCCAUGCCAUCUGCAUCCCCGAAAAAGAAUGGAUUCUACAACCACAAGAACGCGUCAGCAACAUCCUUCGAAUCCAUCAUCAGCAACACAUCAACCACAUCCAUACUCCAACGUGACUCUGAACUUUUCCGAAAAUCUAAAAAUAACAGAGACAAGAGUGAAGCAGUAGCUGGACCAGCCGCGCUUACAGCAAACAUUCGAAAAAUGUUUGGAAUGCCGCCUCAGCAAAGCAGAAGGAUACUACACUUGAUUAUGAGACCUGAGGCUUUGGAAAAUAGUGUCACAAGAACUUCGGCAGUAUCAAGACCACCAACAAGACGAAACUCGGCGGACGAUGCCGCCUUUUUAGAUAUACCGCAGUUUGGUCAUGGCUCCACUCGACAGUCGUUGGAUUCCUCGCGACCGGUUUCAGCACGAGAAGAUGGAGAUGGAUCGCAAGAACACCUACAUAGACAUGUCCGCUCGAUCGUAUAUUCUAAUGAUAGUGAUGGUCUUGGCGUCGUUGAAUGGGUGCGUGUACAGAGUCUGCUGGAAGAAGGCAGUCCCACGAAACAAAGAACCGUGGGAGAUGGAAUGCGACGUCGAUCAGUAUCUCCAUCUCGUAAAUUCGCCGUCAACGGACAGCCAAGAACCACUACACCCGAAAUCGAAUCACAGCCAACCACUUUUGCGUCAUCGCAGCAACAAUCUCCAUUAUAUUACGAUGCCCGCUUUAUAGGAUCUGACGAUGACUUUUUAAUGAAGUCUGGUAUGAGGGCGUACUUCAGAGAGAUGGCAUUGGAGUCGUCGGACUCUGUAUUGUUCACGAUACCGAACUCUGUGACUGUUGUAGCAGCUAAUGAUGGCGCAGAACGUAAUGGGGAACAGCAUCCUAUACUUCCUGGAUUUGCUUACGAGGUUCGAGAAAGCACAGAUACUGCUCAUGGUUGGGGACUGAUUGGCUUGAAUGUUGAAGUUGAUCGCAAAAAGACGUUGAAAUGGUUGCUGCUCACGUAUUGUGUUUUGGGGUUCUUCAUUGUCAAGUUUGUUGCUAUUGUUGGGCAAGGAUACGCAAUGCCUAGCUCGCACGCUCAAUUUAUGGCAUAUUUUGCUUUUUACUUGAUGCUACAUCUGUAUUCACGACGGCAUUUCCACUAUGAGAUAUGGACGCAUUUGAUAGUUCUGGGUACUUUUGCAGUUGCUGGUGUUGUGUGCUGGUCACGGAUCGCCCUAGUAUACCAUACAGAAACCCAAGUCCAACUCGGUGCAGCCAUUGGAAGUGUCAUCGGGAUUCUUUGGUAUCUAUUUGGAAACUUGUGGCUUCUACCGUACUUUAUCGACAAUCUCAAAGUCCUGGACUGGCGUAUAUCGAAAUUUCUAAUGAUACGGGAUACAAGGAAACAUGGAUAUGCGGAUCUCUUCCAUUUAGAACAUGCUGCAGUCUUGAAUCAUGGAUCUUCCAACAAGAAGAAAUAA